AUCCGUAAAUAUUUGUAAUUGCUACACCUAACCCAACCCCUCCGUUUCCUCCGCCCCAACGUAUUCAAUCAAUCACCCAUAACAACAAAUUAUCAUUUAAUAAUUCCAUAAAUAAAAGGUCUCUUCUUUCUUUCUUCUGGUUUUCUUUUUCUCAAACAAACUUUUUUGUCUUUUAGGUUGGGUUUUGCUUUUAUAGUUUCCUUUCUUCAUAACAAAGUUUGAUACAAACAACAAAGAAUAAAGGGGUGUGUGUGAACAAGGAGGGUCCCACACACACCUUUGCAUUUUUCCUUUUCAAAUUCUCCUCCUAAAUUAUUUCAAAAUUAAUUCAUCAAAAAUUAAAUCUUUUACUUUUCUUCAAAUUUAAUUUGACUUUAUAAUCGCGUGCACUUCUUCAACUUUUUUUCUUUUCCCUCUUAACUCAUCUCUUUUUCUUUCUUUUUUCAUAUAAAAAUCAAUUUUUUUUUCUUUAUUCUUUUUCUUCAUUUGUCAAUGAUCUAAAAAAGUCUUUGCGUUCUUACUCGUUUUUGAAUUAUUCUUCCAACUUUCUCAAUUAGAUCACACACUUCACACGAGUCAAGAAAACAGAAUCAAACAAUUUCUAUUUUCAUUCUUUUUUUUGUUAUAAUUUUGGGUCUCUCGCUGUUUCUGCAAUUUCUUAACAGGAAGGAACUGUUAUUGUUGAAUAUAGUUUGAUUGAUUGAUUUAUAUGAACAUAUAGCUAUUUUUGAUUUAUGGGGUGGCUUAGUAAAAUUUUUAAAGGCUCUGACCAAAAGGUUUCAGAAGGACAUUACUAUAAAGACGAUUCGAGUUAUUACUUGCCGUCGACUUCAGGGGAUGUUUGGGCUGAGAACGAGAAUGAAGAUAUCGAUCGUGCUAUUGCAUUGUCUCUAGCAGAAGACACUCCUAAAGCAAAAAAAGUUAAAGACCACAAAUCACAGUUAGAAGAAGAUGAACAACUUGCCAGAGCUAUAGAAGAAAGCCUAAAUGUGGAGUCACCUCCCAAACAUGGAAAUGAUAUUAAUAUGUAUCAACCAAUUCAGUAUUUCCCGAUGGGGUACAGGAUAUGUGCUGGCUGCAAUGUUGAGAUUGGUUAUGGACGAUAUCUAAAUUGCUUGGGUGCAUUCUGGCAUCCUGAAUGCUUUCGCUGCCGUGCUUGCAACCUACCAAUCUCUGAUUAUGAGUUUUCCACAUCCGGAAAUUACCCUUACCAUAAAGCAUGCUAUAAGGAAAGCUACCAUCCGAAAUGUGAUGUCUGCAAGCACUUCAUUCCAACAAACCCUGCUGGUCUUAUUGAAUAUAGGGCACACCCAUUCUGGAACCAGCAUUAUUGCCCUUCACAUGAACAUGAUAAUACUCCUCGCUGUUGUAGCUGUGAGAGAAUGGAGCCACAAGGGACAGGAUAUAUUGCCCUUAAGGAUGGAAGGAAGCUCUGUUUAGAGUGUCUUGAUUCUUCUAUCAUGGAUACUAACGAAUGCCAGCCCCUUCAUGCUGAUAUACUAAAGUUCUACGAAAGCAUAAAUAUGAGACUGGAUCAGCAAGUUCCCCUACUGUUGGUGGAAAGACAAGCACUGAACGAAGCAAGGGAAGGAGAGAAAAAUGGCCACUAUCACAUGCCUGAGACCAGAGGACUCUGCCUCUCUGAGGAACUCAGCACUAUUUCAAGACGACCUAGACUUGGGACAGGAAGUAAAGCAAUGGGCAUGAGAACACAACCAUACAAAGUGACUGCUCGAUGUGAUGUUACAGCAAUUCUCAUUCUAUAUGGUCUUCCAAGAUUACUUACCGGAUCAAUUCUAGCACAUGAGAUGAUGCAUGCAUGGCUGCGGCUAUCAGGUUUUCGGACUCUUAGUCAAGACGUUGAAGAAGGUAUCUGUCAGGUUUUGGCUCACAUGUGGUUGGAGUCUGAGCUUUCUUCUUCAUCAGGAAGCAAUUUUGUAUCAGGCUCAUCCUCAUCUGCAUCAUAUACAUCUAAGAAAGGUAAAAGACCUCCUUUUGAGAAGAAGCUUGGGGAGUUCUUCAAGCACCAGAUUGAAUCAGACAUUUCCCCAGUUUAUGGUGAUGGAUUUAGGGCAGGUCAAAAAGCGGUUCGCAAGUAUGGCCUACAAAGAACCCUUCACCAUAUCAAGAUGACGGGGAGUUUCCCAUAUGAAGUAUAGAUAUCUCCCAUUUAUCUUAUUGUUUCUCAUUCUUUAUAUAGAUAAAGCCUAGCCUGUUGUUAUUAGAAACGGAGGCUAAGGUACUUUGGCAUUAGCUUUGACGCAAUGCUGAUUUUUUUGUACUUGUAAUUAAUUGAUACCUUUGCUCAUGUAUCGAUUACAUUCAUAUGAUUUUUUCAAUCUAUUUUAAUCACACGGGUUAUUAUUUGUUUUGCCA
Molecule: messenger RNA, 2376 nt
Organism: Trifolium pratense (red clover)
Lineage: Eukaryota; Viridiplantae; Streptophyta; Magnoliopsida; Fabales; Fabaceae
Product: protein DA1
Exons: 12
Coding region: 735-2159 (474 amino acids)
Molecular function (GO): ubiquitin binding
Source: RefSeq, a predicted model, not a curated record